AAAAUUUUUGCGGCGUUUUGUGUGGAACCAACAUAUGUUGCUUGACAUAAAUGCAGAUACUGAAUUGGAAGUAUCUUCUGAGAACUAUGCUGUUCAUGAACAUGAUGUGCUGUUCAUGCAGAGUGUUAAGUAACAUUUAUAAAGUAUAAGUUGAAGAGCAGUCUAAAUUUAAAUUCUUCUGGCAUCUAUCAAAACAUGACAGCAGCAUCAGAGAAAAGAGAGAAGCAGUUUGGAGUUGACAAGCCCGCACUGAAAUUGAUCCUAAAGGUUAAUAACGCAUCAACACCUGAACAUAGCAAUGAUGCUUCUGGCCCGGCUCUUGCUGUACCACAAACUUUAGGACAUGCCGGCCCUGGUAUGGGAUCUGUACCUGCAGAUGAAGAAUCUCGACAUUCAGCAGCAUCUGUACAAAUAAAGGAAGAGUCCUACAUUGAAAAACAACACAAGAAAGCAAAAAAGAAAAAGAAGAAGAAGGAAAAGGACAAAGACAGGGAGAAGCAUGAGAAAAAACAUAAACAUCACCAUAAGGAGAAACGUAAAAGACCCCGUGAUGAGUCUAGUCAAGAGGAUGUCAGUAUGGGUGAGGAGUCUCUUUCAGAACCUCCAUCAAAUAAGAGGACGUUAUUGGAAGGCAAUGUACCUAUUCCAAAAUCCAUUGGUGAAGUUCAACAUUCAGGUCAGGGGUUGGGAAGUGAGCAAUCUGGACAAGUUAGGAUACAGACACCUGCUGUGUCCCGGGAACCCAGAUCUUGCGUUCUGCGACAGAGGCAGGAGAGAAGUGCAUUACAGAAGUUACUCGAUUAUCUGCUUAAAGGCCUUGAGAAGAGAGAUCCUCAACAGUUUUUUGCAUGGCCUGUCACAGAUCAUAUUGCUCCUGGUUAUUCCCAGAUAAUUCAGAAUCCAAUGGAUUUCAGUACAAUGAAACAGAAAAUAGAUGACAAUCUAUACUCUACACUUCAUGAGUUCAUCGAGGACUUCAAACUAAUGUGCAAUAAUGCCAUGGUUUACAACCACCCAGAUACUAUAUAUUAUAAAGCUGCAAAAAAAUUAUUGCAUGUUGGUGUAAAAAUGAUGAGCCCUGAUAAGUUAAAGCCUCUUAGAAGUGUCCUGGUUUAUAUGUCGGAGCUGUCUCGAGAAGAACUUGGUUUUGAUCUGGGCUUUGAUGAAUCUUCUAUAUCUGCAUGUGCACAAAAUACAACAUUAGAAAGCAGUGAAAAUGGAAUUUGUGUGAAUGAUGACGACUCAGAUGCCAGUAAAGAAAAUAAACGUAAAAUGAAGGAAAAUAACAGGCCAUUGAACAAAUUUGAAGCAAUUCCAGAUGAUAUGACACCUGAAGAAAUUCUGGAACAAGCGCAGAAGGCAGCCCAGGCCGCUGCUGAUAGGCUGUCAAUGAAACGAGUAAAUACAAAAAUGGGCUUCUUAAGACAGAACAAGGAUGGUAGUACUUCUCUCGCCAUCCUGGUUCCAAAUGAUGGCAUAGCUCCAGGCACAAAUGAACGCCCAAUUUCAUUGGGCAUGCUAUCAGGGAAAUUAUCUCAUGGCACAGGACAGCUUCAAGGAUUUAGAGAAGAUCGACGUAACAUAGCUAAAGGAGUUAAACCUUUGUAUUAUGGAGCUUUCGGAUCAUAUGCACCAUCUUACGAUUCUACUUUUGCUAAUUUGACAAAAGAAGAGACAGAACUUAUUUACCAAACGUAUGGAGAUGAAACUGCAGUGCAGUAUGCAGAGAGCAUUUUGGAUUUUGCUAAGGAUAACGAUUAUACCCUCACAAUGGUAGACAAUCUUCUGGACCUUUUGACUAGUGGGGAACAUAGCAAAACAAAAAAGAUUUUGGAGGAAAGGCGAAAGUUACGUGAAGAGGAGGAGAAAAUAAAGCAGAUGUUAGAAGGCAAAGGAAAUUAUUCCAAUGUAGUAAAUAAUGAAAAUGUGCCGCCUUUAAAGGAGAAAAAAGUGGAUAUGAACCAGCUUAAGACAAUAAAGGAUUUUGGUUUAGAUACUUGUUUUCUUGACGUAUUAGAGAAGUCAUUUUAUCCCAGUGAGCAAAAAGCCGGUGAUGAAGCAAUGCAGUCCCAGUUAGAACAAACUUCAUCUCUCAUUCAGAAGCUGCAACAAGUUCAGAAUGACAGGUUGAGUCUUCCUCCACCUAUGCAUUUAUCACAAGUACCACAUGCUUCAGAUGGAGAAGUUCAUCUAGCGGAUAGAAUAACAGAAAGUCUUAAGGAUAUGGCUAAAAAGUUGCCACCUGCUUCAGUUGCUCCCGUUCCAUCUAUAAGGAAGGCAAUGGGAAUUUUGCCAAGUGAAAUUGUUCCUCCAAACAUAAACUUUGAAAAGUUACCUAUGGCUGUCAGAAGUCAGCAGGCAGUGAAUCAGACCAGUGCAGUUAUGAUGGACGUUGAUAAUGUUGUACAGAGUGCAUUAACCCAAACAAGUGGCAGUGAGAUGCCAGUAAUACUUAGUGAACCCUUAGCAAGUGGACAUGUAAUAGACGUUGGUGUGGAAGGCACUUCAUCACAUGCAGAGCAUAAUGAAGCAUCUGUCAGCCUUGUGCCAGAUUUAGAAUCAGAACUGAGGGAAUUUUUAGAAAGUGAACCUGCCCUUAGUAACUCUCCCCUUCAUGACGACAAAACAAUAGAAGAGAUUCUUUCAGAAUCAUGAUAUAAUGCUCUCCCGUGGGAUAUUUUUGAUGACAGCUUACAAUUUGAUGAUAAGAAUGUCAUUUGAAUUCCAUAUAUUUUAUAAAUUACACUUUAUUUAAAAUAUGACAGAGAUUUGUUGUUUAUAGUAUAUGAAAUACAUACAUCAAGUUUUAUGAUUUUAGAUAAUUUAUUUUAACUGUAAAACUCAAUUGUAAGUUGAGUUUGUUGUAAAAUAUUAAAACACUUAACAGACUGUUUAUAUAUAUAAAAAUCCUUAUUUUUUACAUUGUAAUGGAAAGUCUUAACAUACAAGCCAAAUGUCAGUACUUACUCAGUGUUUGUAACAAACUGUGUCAGGCAUUGCAAAAAACUGUGAUAUCCAAUAGAAUGAAGUGUCAGUGCUGUUAAAUCUUUUUGGAAUAAUUAUUGGAGAAGAAUGAUGGCCUACUGUAAGUAUGGUACACUUGAAAGAAUCAAAUGUUAAGUUCCUGUAAGAGGACAGGAAUAUGGUGCUUGGUGUUAUCCUUAACUUCAUGUAAAAAAAAUCAUUAUUGAAUUAGACCCAAUCCUAAUGCUCCCACCAAAUGCACUGUUGUACAUGUUGUUAAUGUGUAAAUACAUUUAAGGUAUCAUAGUAAUGGGGAAAGUUGAAUUCUACUACAAUAAUGGCUGUCGCCAGAAAUGUCCUAUUCUCCAGUCACCAAACCCCAUAUAUCGGCAACUAUAGACAUUAACUUCCAUCUGCUGUGAUGAAGAGCUUCCCCAUUAUAAAAUAUUUUAUUGUUAUUCAACAAUAUUUUUGUAUAAUCACAGCUUCUCAUAGUGAAGGCAGUAUGCCAAUCAGUCACAUAUAUAACCCAUCACCCCCUCCCCCCCCCCCCCCCAAAAAAAAAAAAAAAGAAAAAAGAAAACAUCUUGUUUCAAAUAGUAUACAGUUACUUCGGUGUAAUUCUCUCAUCUCUCCCUCCCUCUCUGUAGUUUCCCCUGUAUAGUUUAGAAAUAUUGUGAGAUAAAUUAUUACUGCUGAUAUUAAACGUCCUUAAUUUUCAGUAAGAAUGAAUUCCACAUAAACUAUAAAAUUCUUUCUUAAAAAUGUGGAUUCAUUGGAUGUUGAGUGAUCAUUUCACCUGUUUGCAGGUGUGUACAUUACACCAAAUUUAAAUUUGAACAUUAUUAUAUUAAAAAACUGUCAGCUUGUGAUAAAACAAGCUUGCAAAUUUUUAUGGACACUGGAUCAAUCAUUUUUGCAUCAUAGCUGUUUCAUGUGUAAAGUGUGUUCACAUUAGCUCUAGUUCAUGUCUGUUCAAAACGUCACUUGAAAUAUCGUUAAAUAAGAUGUUUUGACUGUGUGACAUGUAGGAGAUUGUGCCAAAUGUUGUUCUGGCUUAUUCUGAUUUAGUUCUGUUGUACUAAAAAUUAAAAAUGUAAUUUGCUCAAUGUCACUUUUCUUAAUACAACUUUUCAAGUAUAUAGCAAAAAUCAUAUUGUAGCAUACAAAAUGAGUGUCAGUAGAAAAAAACUCUCAUUGAACUGUAAGUUUCUGUAACAAUGUUAUAAGUGUCACCUUAAGAAUAACAAUAGCACUUCCAGAAUUUUGAGAGCAAUUUUAAGAAAUAUAUUGUAUGAAUGUAUUAAGUUGUUGUUUAACUUCUUAUUCUAUAAAUGAUGUAUGUGAUAUAUCAAAAUGGUGUGGAACACAUCAAUUUUACAAAAUCUGCUUGUACAUAACUUGAAUGUAAGUAUGGCUGUAUGUUAGUUGUACACAGAUACCUACAUAAAUACUUUGAGAAAUUUUUGAAGUUUAAUAAUAGUCAAAAGCUAAACUAUCCUUUCACUUCCAUUAUAUGUACAGUUGAAUUGAAGUUGGAAUUGCAUAUAUAGAGUAGUAGGAGUUGUUAAGUAGAAUUUUUUUUAUGAAACAUCAAAUUUUUUUGUACAUCACAUUUUGUGUCUCAGUGAAUUGAUGGAGAUAAUUAAGACAAAUUUUGUUAGGUGAAUAUUUAGAAUGUGUAACUGUUAACAAUCUCUUUCAAACAAUGAUGUAGAUGUUUAUGAAAAGAUUAAACCCAGA
Molecule: messenger RNA, 4707 nt
Organism: Schistocerca cancellata (South American locust)
Lineage: Eukaryota; Metazoa; Arthropoda; Insecta; Orthoptera; Acrididae
Gene: Brd7-9
Product: bromodomain-containing protein 7
Exons: 11
Coding region: 196-2655 (819 amino acids)
Biological process (GO): regulation of transcription by RNA polymerase II
Cellular component (GO): nucleus
Source: RefSeq, a predicted model, not a curated record